CUGCGCAUGCGUCCUUCCAUAACUUGUCACCGGAAGUCGCUCCUCGCAAACGUGCGGAUGGUUUAGUGUGGAAGGGAAGGAGACAUCAAACGCAGACAUGUUUCGACGAAAACUGACGGCAUUAGAUUAUCACAACCCCGGUGAAUUUGACUGCAAGGAUGAGAGCCAGUUCAGGAACUGCAUCGUGUGGUUGGAGGACCAGAAGAUCCGACAUUACCCAAUUGAAGACCGAGGAAAUCUCAGAAACAUACCCGGCUCCGACUGGCCAGCAGCUUACAACCAAUACCUGCAGGACUUGAACUGUCCUUUUGGAGCGACUGAGAGAGCAGAGGCUGUGGACUGGUUGCUGGGCCUGGCUGUUCGAUAUGAAUAUGGAGACAAUGUGGACAAGUACCAGAACUGUCCAACACUGGAAGGCCCCGCCAACGGCAAAGCGGCGUCAGACCCUCUUGUCAACCUGGACACUGACUCGCCAGAUUUUAAAGCCGGCGUCAUGGCCCUGGCCAACAUUCUCAAGAUACAGCGACAUGACGACUACCUGGUGAUGCUCAAAGCCAUUCGCAUCCUCAUCCAGGAGAGACUUUCCCCAGAAGCCAUCGCUAAAGCCAGCCAGAGCAAAGAGGGAGUCCCAGUGGCUUUAGACCAACACAUCUUGGGUUUUGAUACAGGAGACGCCACCUUGAAUGAAGCGGCUCAGAUCUUGCGUCUGCUGCACAUCGAGGAGCUGCGGGAACUUCAGACAAAAAUCAACGAAGCUAUCGUCGCGGUCCAGGCCGUCAUCGCUGACCCAAAAACGGACCACAGGCUGGGCAAAGUCGGCAGAUGAAGCCCACGAGAAGGUUGUGGUGGACUGAAGUUGUUUUCUUGCGUAUGUGCAAUAACGUUUUCACUCACAAAGCGACAGUCUUGACAAAUAUCCCAAUAACUGCUCAGUCGUUUGGUAAAAUUGAAAAUAAAACGAGUCAAGUAGCAAAUCA
Molecule: messenger RNA, 977 nt
Organism: Nerophis ophidion (straightnose pipefish)
Lineage: Eukaryota; Metazoa; Chordata; Actinopteri; Syngnathiformes; Syngnathidae
Gene: rtraf
Product: RNA transcription, translation and transport factor
Exons: 8
Coding region: 98-826 (242 amino acids)
Biological process (GO): tRNA splicing, via endonucleolytic cleavage and ligation
Cellular component (GO): tRNA-splicing ligase complex
Molecular function (GO): RNA binding
Source: RefSeq, a predicted model, not a curated record